UUGCCGUGCGUGGGGGGGGGGGGGGGGUCUCCCGUCACGCUUCACUUCCAAGCAGAACCUGCAGCAGCAUGAGCUCCACCUUUUCAUCGGGAGCCACUGCGGGGAAUCACGCACGCGGAUAUCCAGUGACGUGCACGGUGUGAUUUGGGGAGCUGAAGAAGAACUGAAGAAGAAAAGAAGGAUUUGUUGCUUGGAUCUUAGGACCCCAGUCUGGAGGCCAACCAGGACUUGGGUGAAGUGGACUUUUUGGUGCAUUUGCGUGGAAUUUUGAGUGCGCGCCGAGUGGAGACAUCCAUCCUCCCUCCCUCUCUCGCUUCCUCUCUCUCCUCCCCCUUUCCUCCCUCCUCUCCUCCCCUUCUGCUCUCCUCUUUCCUGGUCUUGUUUCUGCUGCGCUCAGGUGGAUCCACUCGGUCCUGAUCCGCUCCUCCAGCGGGGGGGAAAGUGCUGAAGAUGAGUCGAGUAGGUUUCAGCACCACGGAGAGCUCCCGGCUCCUGCUGCUGGGUGUGCUGGUUCUGUCCGCGGUCCUGGCCGAGCAGGAGGGCGAGAACUUGUCCGGGCUGUCCAACAAUCCGGACCGUGCCAUCUUUGCCGUCAGGGAGAACGGAACCACGUGUCUUAUGGUGGAGUUCGCCGUGAAAUUCCUCGUGCCGUACGACGUGCUCGCGCUCAACCGGAUUGACCUGAUCACGGAGCAGGCGUCCUUCACGCUGCCUCGUGGGGCUCAGAUUGAUGGCAAGUGUGGCGGCGCGGAGUCAGAGAUUCACAUUAGCUGGAAGAACAACGCUUACUCGCUACGCAUCUUCUUCUCCAAGGACAUGCGUGGGAAGGGCGUGGACGUGUGGAAGAUCAGCAAGGUUCAGUUUGUGUACGACACGUCAGAAAGCACACACUUCAUCAACGCCUACAACCCCGGGAAGCACACAGCCAACACGCACCGCCUGUCGGCCUUGGUGACGCCCGCCGGGCGCUCAUACGUGUGCACGGCCCAGCAGACCCUCACCCUCAUCAGCAGCGACCACCAGAAGGGCGUGACCGUGGCCAUGUACGAUAUCCAGAUUCAACCCUUCGACAUGACCUCCGACUUUGUCUUCAGUGAGCCCUACAAGUGCAUGACGGACCAGCGCGAGCGCCUGGAGGAGACCCUGCCGCUGAUCUUGGGUCUGAUCCUGGCGCUGAUCAUCGUGAUCACGCUGACGGUGUACCACUUCCACCUCAAGCUGACCGCCGCCAGCCAGCCGCAACUUCCCCGCGACCGCUCCAUGUACAAGAACAUGUAGGGCGGGGCGGGGCGGGGCGGGGGCGGGGCGAGGGGAGUGGACGUUUUGCCAUUUUUGCUUGCAUGGAUGUCGUCGACCCUCCAAAGAAACCUGCUCUCACUGAGACCACGCCUCCCACACAGAAGCCACACCUCCUUCGACACCACGUCAACUUCUUGUUAUCUUUCCGGCUUCCUGACCUUUGACCUGUCGUUGUUUGUUCAUGGUGGACGUCUCGUCGUGCAGUGUUGUCUUUCAUAUCUCUUUUUUUUUUUUUUUUUUUCAAAAUGUCCAGACAGGAGAAGAAAGUCUAUGCAUUAAAAAAUAAAAGUUCCUGGGCUGUGUUCUUUGAUCUUCCUCCUCCUCCUCUUCCUCCUCCUCGUGGCAGCCACGUGAGUGACGGGAGGAGUCGGAGGACAGAUGAACUAUUGAUUUAGUGGCCGACAUGAAGAGACAAGCGCUUGAUGAAAGACGAGCGGUGUCAAACAUCCGCCUGCGACGCUGAUUUAUGGACACACGAUGAAGGUCAUACCGACCUUCCGACAACAACUCCGAAAUGUUUGUCAGUUGAAAUGUUGUCUGUCAAUAAAGUUAUUCUUAAUAAUUCAUCAUUUAUUUUCACGCUUUUUUUUGUUUUCUUUUUCUAUUGUUGAAAAGAUCACUUUAAAUGUUUGAUAUGAUUUGGUCUAAUAUUGGCUUGGCUGAAAUCAUGAUCGGCUCAAUCAAUAAAUG
Molecule: messenger RNA, 1989 nt
Organism: Doryrhamphus excisus (bluestripe pipefish)
Lineage: Eukaryota; Metazoa; Chordata; Actinopteri; Syngnathiformes; Syngnathidae
Gene: lamp5
Product: lysosomal associated membrane protein family member 5
Biological process (GO): establishment of protein localization to organelle
Cellular component (GO): plasma membrane; lysosomal membrane; late endosome membrane
Source: RefSeq, a predicted model, not a curated record